AAUAGGGUUUUUGAGAUUAGGUAUCUCCUAUAUGUUCUUUGCUUGCUCUGGUACUUAUCACCUCUCUAACUCUUCCUCUGUGGAUCUGUCAUUGCGGCUAGGGUUUGUCUAUCCUUUUCUUCAUUUCUGAGGUGAAAGAAAGGAACCUGAAAGGGGUUGUAGGAGGGUUGUAACUUAUAGAUCUGCAUCGAUGGAAUUCAUGGAGAGCUAGGGGUUCCUUGUUGCUAUUACUAUUGAAUUGCUUAGGGGUUUUCACGGUCCCGAACGGAAAUGGCAAGCGCGAACCCUUUUGACCUGUUGGGUGACGAUGACAACGAUGACCCAUCGCAGCUGAUCGCUGCUCAGCAGCAGAAGGUCGUUGCCCCGAAGAAAGCCUUAGCUCCCACCCAGGCUUCUGCUCAAAAUCAGCAGCCCAAGCAGGCUAAGCUUCCAUCCAAGCUUCUCCCACCUACUCAGGCUGUGAGGGACGCUAAGAAUGAAGCUGCUCGUGGAGGGAGCCGUGGUGGACGCGGUUAUGGGCGUGGACGCGGUGGUGGAUUUAGUCGAGAUCGAGAAGUGGUCGACAAUGAAAAUGCGUAUAGCAACAAUGGAGUCUCUGGAGGGUACAAUGCCCCUGAAGAUGGAGAUGCUGGGAAACCCACUGAAAGGCGUAGCUACGGUGGACCUCGUGGUGGUGGUGGUGCUUACCGAGGUGGCCGCAGAGGUGGUUUCAGCAAUGAAGAGCCGGUCGAUGGGGAGCGUCCUAGAAGGGUUUUUGAACGACGUAGCGGUACUGGACGUGGAAAUGAAUUCAAACGUGAAGGAGCUGGUCGUGGGAAUUGGGGAACUUCCACUGACGAACUUAAUCAGGACACUGAGGAAGUUGCCAACACUAAUGAAAAGAAUGUGAGCAGUGAGAAACCAGGAGAGGAGGAGGCAGAUGCCAGCAAGGAGAAUCCUGUGAAUGAGCCAGAAGAGAAGGAACCUGAAGAGAAGGAGAUGACUCUUGAUGAGUAUGAGAAGCUGCUGGAAGAAAAAAGGAAGGCUUUGCAAGCACUGAAGACUGAGGAAAGGAAGGUUGAAGUGGACAAAGAGUUUGAAGCUAUGCAACCGCUUUCCAACAAAAAAGACAAUAAUGAUAUCUUUAUUAAACUGGGUUCUGACAAGGAUAAGCGGAAAGAGAUUGCUGAAAAGGAAGACAGAGCUAAGAAGUCUGUCAGCAUCAAUGAGUUCCUAAAGCCUACUGAAGGUGAGAGGUACUAUAGUCCUGGAGGACGGAGGGGUGGCCGUGGAGGUCGUGGUAGGGGGGGUUACAGUGGAGGCAGCAUGACGAACAAUGCUGCGGCCCCUUCCAUUGAAGAUCCUGGGCAGUUCCCAACCUUGGGUGUCAAGUGAGAUUUUUACCAUUCAUCGUCCAGACAUCUUUGGUUUUCCCUUGUUUUGGGUUCUUCGCCAUUUACAUUUGAUCUUGAAUAGUACGCCAGCGGCAGGAUAUGAGCAGGAAUGAUAUGAGGUUUUCCUGUAUCAAUAGGUCUCUUGAACGUAUUUAAAUGUUCUUAAAAGUGUAAAGUUUAGGUUUUUUUU
Messenger RNA from Telopea speciosissima, 1563 nucleotides. RefSeq names its product RGG repeats nuclear RNA binding protein A-like. NCBI's taxonomy places the organism in Eukaryota, Viridiplantae, Streptophyta, Magnoliopsida, Proteales, Proteaceae. Gene Ontology annotation, molecular function: RNA binding. Gene Ontology annotation, cellular component: cytoplasm; nucleus. Bases 271 to 1374 code for a protein of 367 amino acids. The record is from RefSeq and is a predicted model, not a curated record. The transcript is spliced from 7 exons.